Messenger RNA from Carassius auratus (goldfish), 5668 nucleotides. Its product is annotated as sodium/potassium/calcium exchanger 4-like. NCBI's taxonomy places the organism in Eukaryota, Metazoa, Chordata, Actinopteri, Cypriniformes, Cyprinidae. Gene Ontology annotation, biological process: intracellular calcium ion homeostasis; calcium ion transmembrane transport. Bases 395 to 2257 code for a protein of 620 amino acids. Gene Ontology annotation, cellular component: plasma membrane. Gene Ontology annotation, molecular function: calcium, potassium:sodium antiporter activity; calcium channel activity. The transcript is spliced from 17 exons. The record is from RefSeq and is a predicted model, not a curated record.
AGGUUCCGGUGACGCGUCGCUUCAGCGGGAUCGCCGUGAAAGCACCGGAUCGCAGAACGUCACGUGUCUCCGGUGGACAUCACAGGAGCGCAAAGUUCCCGACGAUCCAGAUGGGAAGAGCGGGAAUGCUUUCGCAAGCAGAGGGACCGAAGGACAUCACCUGAGACCGAUGUUAUUCGCACGCGCGCGCUUCACGGUAGACGCAUGCGGCGCCGCAGGAUGCGUGCAUGCGGGAAUUUAACGUUUCCAGUGUUGUUGCAAUGCGGCGGGGAGGAAUCUGAUGAGAGCAGGGAUCUGGGACGGUGAAGGCUGGGAUUCUGCGCUGCUGUAUCUGGAUCCAGACCUCUGAUCGUGCUCUCUCUCCGCUUGCGCAUCGCUCUUCGAAGCCGCGACGAUGACCAGCGCGGAUCAGGAGCAGCAUCAGGACCGCACCGUGACGACGGUCUCCAAGAAAUCCAUCAUCGCCAAGAUGUUCAAAGUGCGUAAGAGGAGGGAGAUGCUGCUGGCGCAGGUGUGUUUGGUCUGCAGUGUUCUGCUCGUGGCGUGGGGCAUGUCGAGCAUCCUGACCAGGACAGGUCAUGGUAUGAUUGUGGAGGAGUGGCAUAUGGAGUCACAUGAUCACUGGGGUCGACGGCUGAUGUCCUCUGCGCCUGAAAAUGCGACGGAGGUGAAGAACUGCACAGAGCCAGCCAUUCGUGAAUUUCCAGAUGACAUUUUCACCAAUGAUGAGAGGAAGAGCGGUGCUGUAAUGCUACAUAUUAUAGCGGCUCUCUACAUGUUCCUCGCUCUGGCAAUCGUGUGUGAUGACUACUUUGUGAUGUCUCUUGAGAAAAUCUGUGAGAAGCUGAAUCUGAGCGAGGAUGUGGCUGGCGCCACGUUCAUGGCGGCGGGGAGCUCAGCGCCCGAACUCUUCGCUUCUGUUAUAGGUGUCUUCAUCACUCACGGUGAUGUUGGAGUUGGAACAAUCGUCGGUUCUGCCGUCUUCAAUAUUCUCUGCAUCAUUGGAGUUUGUGGGAUCUUUGCUGGACAGGUGGUCGUACUCACCUGGUGGCCAGUUUUCCGUGAUUCUUUCUUCUACAUAUUGUCUGUAAUUGCUCUAAUUGUGUUCAUCUACGAUGAAAAGAUUGUGUGGUGGGAAAGUCUGGUUCUGGUGGUCAUGUAUGCUGUAUACAUCCUUAUCAUGAAAUUUAAUGCAAGCCUGCAGAAGUUCUUCUCAAGGCGGAGCGACAAGAAUGUUGCUAAUGGAAAUGCAGCGUCUGGCAGUGAACUGGAGGACGGUAAAGAGCUUUUAGACUGUAACUGGGACGAUCCGUCCAUACCGCUGUUGGGUCCAGUCAAGUCCAGUAAGGUUUACAGUCGAGGUUCAGUGGUAAUGGUUGAUGAAAUCAUCAACGCUAGUCCUCCACACUACCGUUUCCCUGAAGCCGGGCUCCGUGUGAUGGUCACAAACCACUUCGGACCCAAGACUCGUCUGCGCAUGGCCAGCCGUCUCAUUAUAACGGAGCGUCAGAGGUUGGUGCAGUCGGCUAACGGUGUGGAGACUGCUGUGGUGGACGGCAAGCCAGACAUCGAGAAUGGAAACGUCCCAGAAGACAAAACCGCUGAAGAGAAAGAGAGUGAGCUCACCUCGCCAUUCACAAUACCAGCCGGCUGUGUGAACAGAACUAAAUGGCUGAUCUCUUGGCCGCUGUUAUUGAUCCUGUUCUUCACCAUCCCAAACUGUGCCAAGUCUCGCUGGGAGAAAUACUUCAUGCUCUCGUUCAUCCUCUCCACCGUCUGGAUCGCCGUCUUUUCCUACUUCAUGGUGUGGAUGGUGACGAUCGUCGGAUACACGCUUGGCAUUCCCGAUGUCAUCAUGGGCAUCACGUUUCUGGCGGCGGGCACAAGCGUCCCAGACUGCAUCGCCAGCCUGAUCGUGGCUCGUCAAGGACUGGGAGACAUGGCCGUGUCCAACACCAUCGGCAGUAACGUCUUUGACAUUCUGGUGGGGCUCGGCGUUCCCUGGGCGCUGCAGACCAUGGCAGUCAACUAUGGAUCAGUUGUGAUGAUAAGCAGUCGGGGACUGGUUUACUCCGUGGUGCUGCUGCUGGGAUCUGUCGCGCUCACCAUUAUUGGGAUUCAUCUGAACGGCUGGAAGCUGGACUUUAAGCUGGGCGUCUAUGUGCUGGUUCUGUACGUCAUCUUCCUCUGCUUCUCCAUCAUGAUCGAAUAUAACGUCUUCACCUUCGUCAACCUGCCCAUGUGUCAGGAAGACUAAAAUCUUCACAUGGGCCGCUCCGUAUCCCAGAAUGCACCACCCUGAUGUCAGAACCACCAUCACCUCAGACUGGAGCGAUGUUAGUCUUCAUGAGGACUAACGCUUAAUUCAAGCUCCUUUCAUUCGACUCAUUUCACUGUGGAUGGAAAAAUGGAUACGAUCUUCCACUUAAGCUCAUUUUGAUGACCUCUGACCCCAGAUUUUGACUCAGAAAGAGGAACUUGUCCUUGGCAGCUCUUCUCUUCCAGUUUAAUAUUGUAAAAUGCAUGUCAAAUAGGAAGUCUAUGGACGCCUGGAUAAGCAUUCAUCCUUUUCUACAUGCUUACACUGAUCUAUUUCUAUUUCAUGAACUCUAUUGCUCACACAACUGUGAAUUCUUUUGCAUAAUACUAGUUUUUUUUUUUUUUUUUUUUGCUUAAAAGGAAGCAAAAUAUUUAGAAAUGCAAGAGAAAUUAACAUUUUUUUUUUCAUUAUUAUUGUGUCCUAAUUGGGUCAAUUGCCCAUGCAAAUCAGUGCGGUCUCAUUGGUCUAAAAAAAUCUGCAUAUUAAUCAUCAACAGCGUUGCAGCUGGCUGUGAUUAUGUUGCAGCACUGACUCUUUCAUUGCAGACAGACUGAUUACUUGUCAUUGGAAGCAUGUCGUGCCGGAUUAGGACAGAUGCAUGGUUAUUCUGCAUACAAGAUUUUUUUAAUCAGUAUUUUUGGUCUUGUUUUUUUCAGUAGAAAUAUCUAAACAUCCUUUAAACAAGAUAACUUUACUUGAAAACACAAAUGCAUUGAGUAGAAGAUUGCAGAGAAAAUAUCUUCAAUUAAGUUCAUUUGAAUUAUUCUUACAUCAUUCACAAAUUGUUUUGAGCAUAAACCCAAGUAUUUGGUUAGAUUUAUGCUUAAAGGUUUUAAAAUGCAUAUUUAGAAAAGCAAGAAGAAUGAAAGGAUUAUGUGCUAUCUAUUUUUAUCCUAAUAACAGUUCACAAAAAAAAAUCAGUUAUACCAAUGAAGUUUAGGAUUUUUGAGUUAUUAAGAGUUUUCGAAGUCUGUAUCUUUAAAAAUUAAGUAGAUUUUUUUUUCAAACUUAACUAAAUUUUGUUAGAUUUACUUUUUUUUUUUUUUAAAGGAAGAAAAUAUUUAAUGCAAGAGCAAUUAAAGAAUUGUUUAAAUCAUUGAUUGCUAUAGUAAACCGAGUAAAAAUAUAGGUUUAAUAGUUCAAGUUCAAAUAUUUGAAUUGUAAGAAAUUGCAAGAAAAAAUCGAAUUAAUUCAAAUUUACAUGAAUGAUAUUUAGAUAUUUGGAAAAAACAGACAUAAAUACUGAUAAUGAAUCAUUUUGUUUUGCAUAUAAAUUGUGAACUUGUAUAUUUUUUAUUCAGAUUACGCAGUGUUCUUGUUUUAUGAUUUUAGGAGGUUUUGUCAUCGCCUCUUUGAGAGCUCUGUGAAUAUAAACUUGCCUACAAAGAGAUUUAAUAAUUGUAUUUAUUAAUAGAUGAGCGUCUGUGAUGUGGUUUCUGGUGGUUUCGGGCUGGUCUUGUGCUCUUGAGAGGCACAUGAAGCCAUUCUUUCAUUGUGAAAUGUAGAAAUUAGCACUUUAAAGCAAGUGAGUGGUUGGUUCUCAGUCAGAAGUGCUUCCCUGUGUCAGACGUGUGGGUUUGUGUGUAGAUGUUAUUGUGUGUGUAUUUGUGCGUAUCAGGGGAAGACCUUCAGACAGUCCCUCACAUGAACAAUCCAUGCACUGCAAAAAAAAUUGUUCUCUUAUUUAGUAUUUUUGUCUUAUUUUUCAGUCCAAAUAUGUACAAUUUCUUGAAUCAAGAUUGUCUUGUUUACUGAAAAAUAUAUCAAAAUUAAACGAGUUUUUGCGUAAAACAAGAAAAAAUAUAUCUGAAAAAUACAAUUAAUUAAAAGGUAAAACAAGAUUAUUUUUCUCCAUUGGCAGUAAUUUUUUCCUUUUUAGAUUCUUGUUUAAUUAAUUAACUUUUUUUUUUUUUCAGAAAACAAAACUUAAAAGGCCUAUCAUACUGUAAGUCUUUUUCAUCUUGUUUUAUUAAAAGGAAAAAAAAUUAUUUUUAUUUUUAUUUUCAAAAUAAAAAGAAACAAAUUUAAAGCAAAAACGCAAAAAGUCUUGUUUUCAGAAAUUAAGUUUAAGUUUUUCUUGAUUUGAGCAAAAAAAAAAACUUUCCUUUUAAUAAAAACUAAUUAGCCUCUCAAGUCGUUUUCUGACUAAUUAAGUGCUUUUACUUAAAACGAGAAAACAUUUGAAAAAGAAAGUCAGAAAACAAGAUUUGAGAUGCAAAAUGACAGGAUAAUCUAUUAAGUCUUAUUUUAUUAAAAAUAUGUAUCAAAAUGAAGUGAGGUUUUGCUUAAAACAACUAAAAUAUCUAUCAGUGGGGUCAGAAAACAAGAUUUCUGCUCUGAUAUUUCUGUUUUAAGCAAGAUCUCACUCUCAGGUAAAUGUAUCUUGAUUUAACAAUGUAUUUGUACUGGAAAACAAGACAACAACACAGAGGAAGCUCAUUAUUUUUUUGCAGUGCGAGCACAGCCACCAUCAGCACGCGACUGCAGUGCAUUAUGGGAUUUUCCACCGAGGUGAUCUUGCGUUUCCGACCCGGCAGCUACAGAACCAAACCUCUGUGGAGACGUUUUCCCGUCAUGCGGAUCGAAGCGUGACAAAAACAGUGUGGGCAUCCGCAGCAGAGAACGGGGUUUAUGCAAUAUAAGAGCUGUGCACAGCAUACGGACUUCAUUAUUUAUGAAUGUUGGGAGUGAAAUAGCAAUAGGAUGUGGACUUGUAGUGGACACUAUGCAGGGAGGAAGUGGCUUUGCUCUCCAGUGCAUUAACUUCCUCCUUACAGGGCACUUCAAGACUCAGACACAGACUAAUGAGUAACCUUGGACUUCUGAGCGGAAGACUAGUUACAAUAAGAAGAGAUGGAAACUAUGAAGGUGUUUAUUUAUUCAGCACGUCUUGCGCAUCCUGCAAUCUCGACUUCAUCCAGAGACAGUUACUGUAGUUCCUCUGCACCUUUCUUACAGACACUUCAUGCAUUUCUGCCUAAUACAGGAACAUUUCAAACACAAAACCAAGCAUAGAUUAAUAUUCUCUAGUGCCAUUUUAAUAAAAAAUGGGGUUAAAUCUCACAAAAACAUGUCCAUGUAGCUUAUAUUUCACCCCAAAUCAAAAGCUGAGGUUAUAUUUUGCAUAUGAUGUCUCUUUUUGGGAGAUUGUUCAUUGUGACACCAAUUUGAUGAAAAUUAAGCACAAUUUUAUUUUUUAUUUUUUGGGGGGUUUAAUUUGUUUUAUGAUUAUUUGAAGCCUAUUUCUGUUAUGGAAUAUAUAAUUGUGACUUUUUAUCUAAAUAUUUUGACUUUUCUCAUUAAAUUUGUGUUUAAAUCUCACAAUUCUAGCUUUUUUCCCCUCUGAAU